UCGUGACUUUUUGCAUCACAGGGGUUUGUUACGCCGCUUGUUUUUGUGUGUGUGAGUGAGUUUGUUCAGAGGCAGCAGAGCGUAGCUUGGUUGCUUUUGGUUACAUGGUCUCCAGGACUGACUGUCCAACAUGGACCUCUUCUGCUUCACGCUGGAGGGAUCCACUGAAAGCAUCUAUGAACCAGUGAACAGCCAUGCACUCAAGGAAGUCCUACCCAAGUAUCAAUGCACUUCUGGGCGUCUGAGAUGUAAGGCUGAGUGGGGCGGCUCUGAUCCAUCCAUCAACUCUGAUAAAGAUCAGACUAUGACCAGACCAAAAGGAGAAUACAGAAGGUCAUGUAAGGGACCAGUAACCUUGGAGGAUAAAACCUUGGCUUGCAGCGAGAGCGACGUGUUAACAAGGGACGUCCAAAUGAAGGAGCCGGUGUCAGAAAAACCAAGGACGGAUCUACCAGCUCAGCACGGUGAAACUGUAACCGACUCUGAGGGCAGCAUCCACAUCACGGGCAGAUUGAAAAAGUUUCAAAAGCUGGUACAGAUAAAGAAUCGACAUCAGGAUGAUGGUGACAGAGACAUGUGCACACCUAAGAAACAUGAUUGCUUGGCAGAAGGGGUGAGACACAACAGCAAAGUGCUAACGUGCAUUAGCCUCUUGAGAAGGACAGAGAAGAGCUCCUCUAAAGCUGCUGCAGCUGAACACCCACCUCAGCUACAGCAGAAAACCAGCCGUUUCCAUGAGGAUCCAACAGAAGGAGGGGUCUGGAGCCCAAAGAUGGGACAUCACAGGUGGAAGCCCUUUGAGUGUCCAGACGCCUGGCCUUCAUUCCAACACACUUGCCACCAAACCUCACAUGAACGGUGCGCCCACAAUGGCAUCAGCUCCCCCCUGCCCUGGAGCUCACAAUGGGAUCGUUUUGAGAGUCUGAUUCUGGAGCUGGACCGGAAACAGUCGGAUCUGUCUCUGUCACAGAUGAUCCGCUCCCUCACAGAUCUGCAGCUCUCACAAAACACAUCACAGGAAAAGCAGGGGACAGUUGAGCCGAAGCUGCAGGGGGCGGAGAUGGAGACCUCAUCAGAAAGUGACUCAAAGCACAUCAACACCUCACCAGAGAAAACCGCGGCAGCUCACAUUAAUGACGAAGCCACAAGGAGGGAGGGUGGCCCCAGACGAACAUGUACUAAAAGACGCAGACAGUCCAGAAACUCGCUGGAAAGCCUCUACAGCCUUAAGAGUGGGCGGAGCUCCUCCAGUGGAGUCACCAGUGGGUCAAACUGCUCCAGCAACAGAGAGAGUCUGAGGUUGGAGGACGACCUGAUGCUCACACGGGAGUUCUGCUGCCGAGCCAGGGUCCAUACAGAGUUUGUGCCGAGUCCGUAUGACACAGAAUCACUCACACUCAAGGUGGGAGAUGUAAUUGAUGUCAUAGCCAAGCCCCACAUGGGAACAUGGACAGGCUCUCUGAAUGGCCAAAUAGGAACCUUUAAGUUUAUUUACGUGGAUGUGCUGACACACAGUUCUGGCCCAAACCCGCAUGAAGUGAGACAGAAAUCAACAGUACUGGAGGUGUUAAGGCGCCUCAGUUUAGAGGAGUACUCCUCAUCCCUGGAGCUGAGCAGUUACCAAACAGUGGAUGACCUGAUGAAGCUGAGGGAGAGCGACCUGAUUCAGCUGAAUGUCACUGAUCCAGAACACAGAGAACGUCUACUCGCUGCUGUUAACUCGCUGCAGCAGCUGCACUCUGAUAGUCUAUUGGAGAAGGAUGCCUGUCCGGUGCCAGAAAAGUCCAACGAAGACACGAAGGGAGACAUGAAGAGUCGUCCCAGAGACUCAGGCUGCGUCAUGACAUCUGACAGCCCAGAUCCCUGUGCAUUUUCUCUCUGAAUAUGCUGCAUUGUCAGAAAAAACUAUGUUGUGAAGGAAGUUAUUUGCAUUUGCUAAUGUUCAAAAUGUCCACAUCAGGGGCGACGGCGGCACAGGAGUUACGGAGUUCGUCCUGCAAUUGGCAGGGUGCCGGUUCGAUCCCCCGCUCUGACCGCCUCUGUUGUUGUGUCCGUGCACAAGACACUUCACCCGAAUUGCCUGUUAGUGGUGGUCAGAGAGCCGAUGUAUGGCAGCCUGGCUUCUGUCACGCUGCCCCAGGGCAGCUGUGGCUACUAACAUAGCUCACCACCGUCAGGGUGUGAAUGGGUGAAUGACUGACUGCAGUGUAAAGCGCUUUGGGGUCGUCUAACUAUUUAAACUGCUAUACAACUACAAGCCACACUGCAAAAAGGGAACUCAAAGUAAGUAAGAUUUUUUUUUAAUUAGUGUAUUCGUCCUUGAUUUGAGCAGGCAAGUUUAAAUGAUCUGCCAAAAGAAGAAGAUUUGCGCGCUUAAAACAGUAACAACUCAUCGCCAUUAUCUCAUUUCAAGUGCAGCAUAUCUAAUUAUCUUAUAAUAGGGGUAAAAAUACUCAUCCCAUCAUCAGAUAAACUUAA
Molecule: messenger RNA, 2478 nt
Organism: Fundulus heteroclitus (mummichog)
Lineage: Eukaryota; Metazoa; Chordata; Actinopteri; Cyprinodontiformes; Fundulidae
Gene: samsn1b
Product: SAM domain, SH3 domain and nuclear localisation signals 1b
Exons: 13
Coding region: 131-1882 (583 amino acids)
Molecular function (GO): protein binding
Source: RefSeq, a predicted model, not a curated record